This is a messenger RNA of Musca vetustissima, 1469 nucleotides long. Its product is annotated as ataxin-2 homolog. Gene Ontology annotation, molecular function: protein binding. Gene Ontology annotation, biological process: regulation of DNA-templated transcription. Lineage: Eukaryota; Metazoa; Arthropoda; Insecta; Diptera; Muscidae. The record is from RefSeq and is a predicted model, not a curated record. The transcript is spliced from 7 exons. The annotation marks the transcript as partial.
AAUCGGUUUAUGUGGCUUCGAUAAUCCAAUGCGUGAUCAGAAAACAGAAGAAUUUAAAAAACACAUUGGCCAGGGUGUCAAAAUUAAAAUGGACGAUGCUGGCAAUAUCUUAAUACGACGUUAUGCCAAAAGUAAUGUUUAUAUCAAAAGUACGGCUAGCAGUCCAAAUGAGGAGACAUCGAUUGGAGCCGAUAUUUUGAAAUUGCCCAAUCAGGCAUUGGAAAGUGAAAAAAUAGUCAAAUUGUUUGAUAUGAAAAAAUUUCAAUCAAAUGUUAAUCGUGAACUGAGACGAGCCUAUCCCGAUCGACGACGUUUGGAGACUCAAUGUCUGUCAGCGGUGGCUUUUGUUAAGUCCGAAAGUGACAUACUGGAAUGCCCCAUAUGGGUACUGAUUGUCAAUGUCGUUGCAAUGGAUAUGCUGAAAAGUAAAUUGCCACCAGUUCAACGACCCUUGGUUGAUAUUAAAAAUCGUCCUAGAAUACCCAUACCCGAUGAGGAUCCUUACAGUGUUGCUGGCAAUGGCAGUGGCGGCAGUUCGGGUAGCUCUGGUUUCGGUGCUAGUGGCAUGGGUAGCAUGAUGUCCGGUCAUAAUGGCCAACUGCAAAUGCACCAACGUGAACAACUACAACAGCAGCAGCAACAACAACAAUCGCAAUCACAAUCUAUGACAAACGGCAAUGGUGGCGGCGUCAGUGGCAAUGGAAAUCUUCUGUUGAAUAAUGGCAGUGUUAUGGCAGGCGGCCUCAAUGGUCAUGGCCCGGCCACUCGAGAACAAUUGCUGUUGCAACAACAAACACAACAAAUGGCACUUAAGCGUAGUGAAAAACCGCCAAAAUUGCCACCAAGAGAUAGUAUAUACGGGACAACACAUGAUAUACCGAAGCCUGACUACGAUGACAUCGAAGUGGAUACUCGUAUUAAAUUGUCACGUGGCAAAUCAGAUAAAGGCAAAGACAAUAAGAAAUAUGAUGAUCCCUACUAUUGUGGCCUGCGUGCACGCGUACCCAAUUUUGUGAAAUCCUCCUCGAAAUCGGCCAAAGAACAUGAACAUCGCAACGGUGUUGUGCCAGCUAGCGCAAUGAACACCUUGACCAACAAUCAAAAGAAGACUUCAAUCAUGAUGCCCAUGCAUCCGGCAAUGCAUGCUCCGGCACCGCCACACAUGCACCCACAUCACAUACAGCAACAACAAAUGAUGGCUGCAGCUGCGGCACAGGCUGUUGCCCAACAACAGCAACAACAACAACAGCACUCACACCCAAUGCAUCAUCAUGCACAUGCACACGCGCAUGCGCAACAAAUGUGGCACACGCGCAGCUAUGAAAGUGGCAUAGAUGCCGAUCUGGUUGAUUCACCCUAUAAUCACAUCUAUGGACGAUUGCCUUUACCCACAAGGGGUUAUAUACCAACACCACGUAGCUUGUAUAUCGGUGAAUGGGAUUGAUAAGUUGGAUGGCGAAACAGCAAUG